Symbiodinium necroappetens is the source of this 1060-nucleotide messenger RNA. The record is from the annotation of a GenBank genome assembly. NCBI's taxonomy places the organism in Eukaryota, Dinophyceae, Suessiales, Symbiodiniaceae.
AUGCGCUCCCAGCUGAAUGAGAUCGGUCUUCAGCUGGGCCAGGAUGGGCGCGGUCGCGCCCUAGAGCAUCUUCGAGACAGCCGGGCCGUCCCUCGCGAGCUGCAGGAGCAGUACAGAGAACAGCAAAAGGUGCUGGUGGAGCAAAAGCGGCUUCUGGAACAACUUAGGCACGAACGCGAGAUUGCUGCUGGCGACCAGUAUUGGCUCCAUCGGCAGAACCGUCUCGAUCACCACGACAACAUCGUUGGAAAGCCAGGAGUGGAUCCAGCGGUGCCACCGGAUGAGCUCUUUGAGGCCCAUCAGAAGAUCCGAAGCGAUCUGGAAGCUGAGCGGAUCUAUCCCUGGAGUGACCCUCAGCCGGCGGCUGCCCCACAAGAUGCUCAUGUCUAUGCAGAGAUUCUCCGCGUGUCUCGCAGACAGCAGCCGGGAACUGUGGCCGAGCUCUGCAUCGUUGACAGGGCCGGUGUGACACUGGCGCGAUGCACGGCAGAUUUCCCGGACCAAGUGGGAGAGCGCUGUUUCAUGGAGGUGUCAAUUCCUGCCCUCUCUGCUGGCAGUGCUGCGGCAUCAGUAUCAUUGCUGGGUGCCAGUUUGCAAAACAGCAUCGAGGUGCCACUCGCAAAGUUAAAGGAGUCUCGGGGGCAACCGCAGGAUUACACAAUGGAGGGUGAGAAGCCACUGAUCGUGAACAUGGAUCUGUGCUGCGUGAAGCCACACGAUUCGCGUGGAAACAGACUGCAAUCUGCACGGGUGGUGGAAAAUGCUGCCGGCAUCUGCCCGGUUUCAGAUUUGCCCGGUGCAUAUCCCGAGCUUGCACCGUCGGAUGCGCACCGACGUGCGCAGAAGGCUGCGUGGGAGCAGCAAGGAUGCCCAGAUUACAUCCACGACGUGGACCUGUCGCACAACUUGGCGCAUGAAAUCGAGCGGCGAGCCAAUGCGGUGGCCAUGCGCAAGAAGGCCCCAGUGUCCGCCAUCGCGGCGGGAAGGGACAACGUUGCCGCAGCUUCGCCGACUUCUGGCCCUCGGCAGCCGCCCACACCGAGGCAAGAGCCGCCGCAAG